Messenger RNA from Lingula anatina, 1695 nucleotides. RefSeq lists its product as uncharacterized. Lineage: Eukaryota; Metazoa; Brachiopoda; Lingulata; Lingulida; Lingulidae. Gene Ontology annotation, molecular function: N-acetylglucosamine 6-O-sulfotransferase activity. The record is from RefSeq and is a predicted model, not a curated record. Gene Ontology annotation, biological process: sulfur compound metabolic process; N-acetylglucosamine metabolic process.
GUGAAGUCAAGGCUUGCUUACGUGUGCAGUGCUCUUUUCAGUCGGUGCUUCGUUUCAGCGGUGGCUAGGUUUUGGAGGGAUCUGGACUUUCUUAGAAGGGACCACCCCCAGUAAAAACACAUUUAGUGGUGCAUCCCGGUUCCAGUUCACCUUGCUUACGCUGUCCAUCACGGGAUUGUCAAUUACUGGGUUCGAAAUCGACAGUUGUAGCACAGAAAUAACGGUACAAAUGGCGGACAAGGACCACAAUAAGAAAAGUCUACCAACACGCUGUAUAGGCGCUGUGGGCGAGUUGAAGUUCACCCGGAAGUACGCCCGUCAGAUGCGCACAGCCUCCACCAUUGGAGCGGUAACACUGUUUAUCCUCGUUAUCUAUCUAUACACGACAUCUGAUAAUCCAGUUGCAGUCGAAACCAAGUCAGUAUCGGACGAGACUCUUCAGCUUCGGAAGUCCUUUUGGUCAAAAUUAAACCUCUUUAGUUCGAAACAUGAAGAGGAAGGUGAAGAUGACAUCCCCGAACCCAAAGAAAUUGAAGAUAUCAUACCGACGCCCAUGCCAGGCCAACCGGAUAUAAUGAUCACCGGACCUCCCCGCUCGGGCACGACCGUUAUAGGAGGGGUGGUUGAACUAGCCAAGGAAACGCGCACCAUCCACGAGCCAAUGAACCUGGACGCUUACAGGGACCCGUGUAAUCUGGGUAAAAAGCCUCGUGUAUACAGACAACUCGACAUUGACCUGGACGUGGACUUAAACGCAUGGAAAGAUUAUUUCAAUAGGUUUUUUGUCAACUGUAGAAAUGUCACAGAAGGUCCUAAACCUAGACUCGUUUUGAAGGACCCAAUUGCUUUGAAAUAUGCUGAAUGGCUGGGAAACAGGUACGGGCUUUUGAUAGUGGUCAAGGUCAGACAUCCGGGUGCUUUGCUUGGAAGUGACUGCGCGCGUGCUUCAAGAUGGUCCACCUACGUCUGCACAGACGACAUUGUUGAUCGAUACAUACAAAUGAGGCACUUUCAGAUGCAGCUUCUAACAGAGUUUUACACAAAGUAUAAGAAUAGCCCAAACUGGUAUUUCAUGCGCCACGAAGCAUUUUGCUUGACACCGGUGGAAGAAACGGGGCGAUUGUUUGAAUUUCUCAAGCUGGCCUACACGGAUGAAAUAAAGGCGGAAGUAACAAAAAUGACAGCUGCAGACAAUCCUCAAAAUUCCGCCAAGUACAAAGAAAUUUAUCUAGACGCCAAAAGCCAAAUAGAUAACUGGAAACAGAGACUGACACCAUCUCAAAUUUUACGAAUAAAGAAUGAAACGCAGUAUUAUUGGAGAGCUUUAGAAUACAGUGAAACAACUUGGUAAUAUGUGUAUAUGUCAGACAAUGUUUUUUUUUCUAUCAGUGUGUUUCUAUCGUGGUGUAAUGUCGUCGGAAUCUAGAGGGUUUAUAUGUGAUUAAACAAAACGGUAGACUGUAUACAGUGCAUGAAGAUACUUUCAGAUUCGUAAAAAUAUAUAUGGUUAAAUUUUACAACCUGUCAGCUGCAGAUAUAUGUGCCUAAAGUUAUCGUUUUGAACACGGGUAAACGUACAGGCGACGAAUGCAUUUCCGUUACUGUCGUCGAUCACGCAGGCUGAAUGUAUGUACAAUAACUGCAUGUAGCAAUUAUAUCUCAAUAAAUAUCAGUUGGACGUCUCAAACAAUGAUA